AGAUCUUUCUCCUCAUCAAAAAAACAAGACAGAGAUCUUCUUCUUCUUCCCAUGGUUUUCCCACUUCGCCACUUCCUCCACCGUCAGAUCUCCGACCGAGUAAGCCUCCCCUGAAAACAGAACAUUCUGGACGCCACAAUGCUCCCCUGUUUGAAAAUAUUUGAUGAGGCGCGGUAGUGAAUUGUUGGCUUUAGAGAGAUGGGAAGAGGUCUGAUGGGAGCGGUUCUGAUGUAUCUUGGUCCAAGUGAGCAUGGUACUCCUCGCUUUGUUCGCAGAGGAAGAAGGUUUAGUCGCAUUUCUACACUGCAAUUCUCGCUCUGGGUUUUUGUCUUUGCAGCAAUCUUUCUGCUUUAUUUCAUCUUCUUCGGCCUCACAAUGUUGUCUACAGAUGAGAAUGAGAAUGAAGAAAGUGCAGUUAUUCCAGUAAAGGUAGAAUCUUCGCGGACUGAUGGUGGAAGCAAGCAUCGUAGGAAAUAUACUCCUUGCGACGUUCCGUUGAAGGAAUCAGUUGAUUAUUUUAAGGAACCCCGGGAAGUUAUGAACUUUACACAGUUUUCACUAGAGUACAUUGACCAAGAGGAAAAACUUCCUACAAGUAAUAUAUAUGAACCUAGAUUUGGAGGGCAUCCGACCCUUGAGGAAAGAGAGCAGUCCUUUUAUGCCGUAAAUCAAACUCUUCAUUGCGGAUUUGUCAACGGGCCUCCAGGGUCCUCAAGCACUGGGUUUGAUUUAGAUAUGAAGGACAAGGCGUAUAUGAAGGAUUGUAAGGUUGCAGUAUCUUCUUGCAUUUUUGGGAGCUCUGAUUUUCUAAGAAGGCCUACAAGUAGAAAGAUCAGUGACUAUUCCAAGAAAAAUGUUUGUUUUGUAAUGUUUGUGGAUGAAGAAAGCCUGGCAAAAAUAUCAUCCGAGGGGCAUUUUCGUGAUGAUACAGGACAUAUUGGCUUGUGGAGGAUAGUUAUAGUGAAGAACUUACCAUAUGCAGAUAUGCGGAGAACUGGAAAGGUGCCAAAACUUUUAUCACAUCGCCUUUUUCCCUCAUCAUGGUAUUCCAUUUGGGUUGACAGCAAGAUGCGACUUAAUACUGAUCCGAUGCAGAUUAUCGAAUACUUUUUAUGGCGAGCAAAAUCAGAAUAUGCCAUUUCCAAUCACUAUGACCGGCAUUGUGUUUGGGAGGAGGUGCUCCAAAAUAAGCGUCUAAAUAAGUACAAUCACACAGUGAUUGAUGAGCAGUUCACAUUUUACCAAUCUGAUGGCCUCACCAAGUUUGACUCUUCAGACCCAAAUACUCCUCUUCCAAGUUAUGUUCCCGAAGGUUCAUUUAUUGUCCGUGCACAUACACCUAUUUCAAAUUUAUUUUCAUGCCUCUGGUUUAAUGAAGUUGACCGGUUUACCUCCCGCGAUCAGCUUAGCUUUGCAUAUACUUUCUUAAAAUUGAAGAGAAUGAACCCAGAUAGACCAUUCUACCUAAAUAUGUUCAAGGACUGUGAGCGCAGAGCACUAGCAAAGCUAUUCCGGCACAGGGCAGAGCUGUCUCCACCUGUUACUUGAUUAAAAGUUAUGACAUUUAGUGUAUGCCUGGAUGGACAAAAACCAAGCCAAUUUCAGCUCUUUUUGCUAGACAUUGAUCGAGUUGUCUUGUCCUGCUGCUAUUAAUGGCUGGAGGGUUAUUUUGUUGCACUUCCACCUGAGCACAUAGCAUGCAUAGGGAUAAGCCUCAACUGCUGGUGCUGUUUGGUUGGUAUAAAUACUUCAAACAGGGAAAGACAGACCACGCAAGAGUGGUUACUUUAGUCAUCCCUCAUAAUCGCAAUUCAUUGGUGGUUUACACUUUUAGUGACUGAAAAUGCAUAUAUGUUUGAGGCUUAUUUUCCUCUCUAGGAAUUCUUAUACAUUUUCAAACCCACCUUUCUAAUUUUCAUGAAAGAAGGGUUAGAAACUUACAAGUUGUAAUACAUUUUUGUUCUUUAUAUGGUAUACAAAGUAGCUCGCCCCAAAAUUGAAUGAA
Molecule: messenger RNA, 2005 nt
Organism: Rosa chinensis
Lineage: Eukaryota; Viridiplantae; Streptophyta; Magnoliopsida; Rosales; Rosaceae
Product: probable hexosyltransferase MUCI70
Exons: 9
Coding region: 199-1548 (449 amino acids)
Source: RefSeq, a predicted model, not a curated record